Diaporthe batatas is the source of this 1071-nucleotide messenger RNA. RefSeq lists its product as uncharacterized. The record is from RefSeq and is a predicted model, not a curated record. Gene Ontology annotation, molecular function: zinc ion binding; N-acylphosphatidylethanolamine-specific phospholipase D activity. Gene Ontology annotation, biological process: N-acylethanolamine metabolic process; N-acylphosphatidylethanolamine metabolic process. NCBI's taxonomy places the organism in Eukaryota, Fungi, Ascomycota, Sordariomycetes, Diaporthales, Diaporthaceae. Gene Ontology annotation, cellular component: cytoplasm; membrane-bounded organelle. The transcript is spliced from 2 exons. The coding region runs from base 1 to 1071 and encodes 356 amino acids.
AUGAUAGCUUACACUUGCGUCGUAUCUGUGCACGCUGGAACUGCCCCUGAGGACGCUAACGCGCACCAUGUUUAUGACAAGAAUGGGCGACUUGCGUCUUUCGUGAACCCACACGCUUCCAUUCCCAUUGUGAAGCCAAGCUUUGCUGCAUCUCGGGAAGGCGGAGCUUGUCUCCGCACCACUUGGCUUGGCCAUGCAUCGUAUCUGGUAGAGUUCCCUUCGGGGUUCCGAGCAAUAUUCGACCCUGUGUUCGAGGAGCGUUACAGUGCAAUCAGACCCAAACGUUUCACGCCCGCUGCCUGCAGUACAGCUGAUAUUCCAGAGCUCGACGCGGUCUUCAUCAGCCACAAUCAUCACGACCAUCUCUCUCUGCCAAGCCUGAAGGAUUUAAGUGAAAGGUUCCCCCACCUCCAUAUCUUUGUCGGCCGUGGCCUGGCCAAGUGGUUUCGUGAUAGCGGAUUCACGUCCGUCACUGAGCUGGACUGGUGGGACGAUGCCGAGGUGGUCUUGCAAAGGCUCCCGAAGCCUGGAGCAAGCGAUAACGGCAAGAAUUCCAUCGGCACGCCUGAGCAGAUUACAGCCCGCAUUUCCUGCCUACCUAGCCAGCACGGCUCUCUGAGAUCUGGCUUUGACUAUGGCCAUACCCUUUGGGCAUCCUGGGGAGUCAGCUCAGGUGGAAAAUCUGUAUGGUUCGCCGGCGAUACGGGCUAUCGCUGGGUGCCCGAAGGUAUUGAGGAAUUAGGACCAGGAUUCGACGAUCUUCCCCGGAAUCCACAGUUCGCGCAAAUUGGUGAGCUUCGAGGGCCAUUUGACGUAGGGCUAAUUCCUAGUGGGGCAUAUCACCCACGGUUCAUGUACAGUGGAGUUCAUGCUAGUCCUUACGAUGCUGUUGAGAUAUUUCAGGACACUAGGUGCAGGAAAGCUCUGGCAAUGCACUGGGGAACUUUUGCUUUGACCAGUGAGCUGGUGGAGGAGCCCCCUGAGAAGCUGAGAGAGGCUUUGAAGAUCAAAGGAUUGGACGAGAUCGGACUGUUCGACGUCUGUGCUGUCGGGGAGAGUCGUAGCUUCUGA